UUCAUCACACGAAAAAACACAAACACAAAAGCUAUCAAUCCAAGUAUCCAAUUGACAAUACCACUUCCGUCAUCAUCUUCUUCAAUCUUUGUGGUUCCUUUUGCCGAUUACAAUGGUGAAGGAAUCGGCACGAAAGUGUUCGCAUUGCGGUCACAACGGGCACAAUUCUAGGACCUGCAACCACAUAGGGCAUGGGGUUAACAAUAACAACAAGGGGGUUUGUUUGAAGCUUUUUGGGGUGAACAUAAUGGAAAGACAGGACGAUUCUAUGAAGAAGAGUUUCAGCAUGGGAAAUCUCCAGUCUGCCGGAAACGGAGACCAAAACAACAACAUCAAUGUCGGAGCUGACGAUGCUGGCUACCUCUCCGACGGCCUCAUCCAUAACAAGAAACGCAAAGCCGCCCAUGAAAGAAAAAAAGGGAGACCUUGGACUGAGGAAGAGCAUAGAGUAUUCCUAGCCGGAUUGAAAAAGCUUGGGAAAGGCGAUUGGAGAGGUAUUGCAAGAAAUUUUGUGACAACUAGAACCCCAACACAGGUUGCAAGUCAUGCACAGAAGUACUUUCUUAGGCAGGCUACCAACGACAAGCGUAAACGAAGAACAAGUCUAUUUGAUUUGCACUUCAAAGAAUUAUCUGAACAAUAUGCUCAUCAAGAUUCUCCACUCUCACCGACAGCGAAAACAGCUGAAGCUUCUUCUUCUUCUUCAUCACCAGGUAGCAGCUCUAAAGUUCUGCCACAAAUCACUACAACUACGAACUCGCAACAGGCAAGCAUGCCAGGUCAGGUCCUGAACCGAUUUCCACAUCUAUGCUUGGAUAGCCCCCCACCUGUUGCUCAAAUGCCUGCAGCAUCUUGCAGUGUUCCUAAUUACGCUCCAGUUAUCCCAUACAUGCAGGUAGGAAUGCCUGGGACUGUACCAUAUACAGCAGCAAUGCACUAUAGCAGUCCAACUUUCCACUACAUGCUUAAGACGCAGGGUGGUAGUUUCGCUACAUGUCCACCGGUUAUUUCUCACCCAUCAGGGAUUCCAUCAUCACCGAAGUCUCUCCCAAGCAGUCCGUCGAUGGGAGUUCAUCGUAGGAACUCGUCGAUCUCUAAGAAGGAUGCUUUAGAGCUUAAAAUUGGGCAGCCACAACCAUCUCAAGGAGCCAAUUUGUCAUCCUCUUCUUCUGGGGCAAUCAGAGUCACAUAGAAAAUGACAUGUUACAUCCCUUUUUUCUUUUUGAAGUUUUGAGUUUCAAGCUGUAUUUAGAAGUAUUACAAGAAUAAUCUACAAAUUUCAUUAAAGAGGUGUUGAGUUGUACAAAUGCGGCAAAUUUUUAGUAUCAAUAUUGUUAUUUUGAUAAUCAUAUGAC
Messenger RNA from Rosa rugosa (rugosa rose), 1355 nucleotides. RefSeq names its product probable transcription factor At5g61620. NCBI's taxonomy places the organism in Eukaryota, Viridiplantae, Streptophyta, Magnoliopsida, Rosales, Rosaceae. Gene Ontology annotation, biological process: response to gibberellin; response to auxin; response to ethylene. Gene Ontology annotation, molecular function: zinc ion binding; DNA binding. The transcript is spliced from 4 exons. Bases 113 to 1192 code for a protein of 359 amino acids. The record is from RefSeq and is a predicted model, not a curated record.